AGCUGCUCACGAUCUAAUCUUUAUUUCGAUUGUAGAUGGGUGAAGUUGGCAUGGACGCGUUUCCGCCUAAAAAACUGGACUCGAGACAGGAUUCAAAACUGGAUCGUCCGGUUAUUGAGACUCGACUGGAUUCUAGAAUGGACUACUAUGGCAGCAAAUUGGCUCUACGCGCGAGCCUGCGUUACACUGGAGAAGAUGACCAGUGGCAGACCAGUCGAAGUUCCCUUCGUGAAAGAAACAAAUACAUGUUUAACCGAGAGCUGUUUAGUGAUGUGCGUUUUCUGGUCGGCAGGACAGAGAAAACGUCCAUUCCGGCUCAUCGGUAUGUACUGGCUAUUAGUAGUCCGGUGUUUUCUUCGCUAUUUUACGCGUUUGGGGCACUUCAGGCUGAAGUAACUUCACGAGAGCAGGUAGAAAUAUCAGAAUGUGAACCGGAAUCGUUUCUGGAGAUGCUCCGGUACAUGUACUACGACGAAGUACAGCUGACCACUGAUAACGCGCCGGAAGUCUUGUUCUUAGCCCGGAAGUACCUUAUUCCAAGCUUGGCGGAGAUCUGCACUGAAUUCAUCGCGAGUAACUUAACUGUCGCGAACACUCUUCCUGUAUUGGACCAUUGUUGUCUGCUUGGGGUCAGCAAUGGCCUGGAGAAACAAUGUUGGACAAUCAUCGACCAACACGCUUCUGAAGUAGCUCAAGAUCACCAAUUCGUAGAAAUCGAUCACAGAACGCUUACUGCUUUCUUGAAACGCGACAGCUUAGUUGCCAAGGAGACGGUACUUUUCCAAGCAGCAGUGAGAUGGGCGGGGCGGGAAUGCCAGCGAUUGUCACUUCCGUUGACAGCUGAGAAUAGACGCGAGGUUCUUGGGGAUGCGUUUUAUUCCAUUCGUUUCCCGUUGAUGAGUAUGAAGGAAUUCACUGAAAAUGUGGCUCAGUCAUCUUAUCUAAGUCACGAAGAAGUAGCAAAUAUGUACAUCGGCUUCAACUCCAACUUUCAGUCUUGCAACGUUAAAUUUCCAACAGAGCCUCGUGCUGGGCUUCUUCAAGAGGCGGUCUUUCGCUGCACGCGUUUCGAAUCAACAGCGCUGCGCCCAAAGUGGACAACAGUCGCACCACAACAAUUCACCGUGAAAUUCAAGGUCAGUCAGCCAAUCAGCAUCAUGGGCAUUGCACUUUUUACGGCUGUCACGCAAUCAGCCUCAUCGAGUGUUAGAGUUGAGUUGCGUGACGAUAGGGAUUCUGUGCUGACGUCACAUCAAGCAAAUCUUGAUAACCGCGACGAUGAUAGUGAUACGCAAGACGUCAUAUUUUCAAAAGGGAUAAAAUUACAAAACGAUGUCAUCUAUUCAAUCACUGUUACGUCAGAAGAAACCUUGCAGCGGUUUGGACAGGGGCCGAUGAGUGAGAUCAAUUGUGAAGGCGUCCAGUUUGAAUUCUUUGAGGAAUCAGGGGAUGAACUAGAGACAGGUUACAUACCAGAGCUUUUGUUUCAGCCUUUAAAAGAGGCACCAUCAUCAAUGGCUUUCGUCGAAGACUGUUAAAAAUUCGCUGCCUUAAUGACUAAUCAAACUGUAUUUCAUGCUGUCAAGCAGCGUAUUUACUUUGAAACCCUAUACAAGGUUUGUUUUUCAAAAUCAUCAGCAACGAUCUAAAGCAUUUGCAAAGAAUAAAACACGUUUGCUAUGCGAACAAUAACGAGUUAGAGAAUGGAGUGCAAGAUUUACAACCACUAUGAUAACUGAACUCAGGGGAACGCAGUUUGCUCGGAAUACUAAUUAGUUUUUCAAAAUCGAUUUGAGACCACAAGUACGAUUGCAGGCCAAAACUGAAUAACGCGAAGUUCAAUCGUCAUUUCAUUAUUCACUUUAAAAUCACUCGAUUCAAUCGCCUGAUUGCGAAGAAUUGGACAAUGCUAAUAAUGUAGAAAAGUAAAGUUUUGUGAACAA
Messenger RNA from Pocillopora damicornis (cauliflower coral), 1943 nucleotides. Its product is annotated as BTB/POZ domain-containing protein 6-B. Lineage: Eukaryota; Metazoa; Cnidaria; Anthozoa; Scleractinia; Pocilloporidae. Gene Ontology annotation, molecular function: protein binding. The record is from RefSeq and is a predicted model, not a curated record.